This is a messenger RNA of Leucoraja erinaceus (little skate), 1262 nucleotides long. RefSeq names its product keratin 222 (gene krt222). Bases 1 to 1131 code for a protein of 376 amino acids. NCBI's taxonomy places the organism in Eukaryota, Metazoa, Chordata, Chondrichthyes, Rajiformes, Rajidae. The record is from RefSeq and is a predicted model, not a curated record. The transcript has 6 exons.
AUGCGGUUUGCGGGCAGUUUGCGGGCGAGCUCACACUGCGGCGAGUGUGCACAGGAGGCGCGCCCCCGACACCGGGCAGUGGGGAGACAGAGAGACGGAGACGGACAGAGGGAGACAGAGGGAGGUUUAACGGGUGCAUCGUUACCCCGCAGCGGGCUGAGGGUGGCGGGUCGCGGGCAGUGCGGAGCCGCCGUGCCGUUGGCGAGAUCCAGGCCGCCCGUCCCCGUCCCCCCGCUGGCCGAGACCUCCAUCUCCACCUCGACCGCUGUCCGCACCGGCCCGGGGCGGCCGCUGGACAAUGACAGAGGCAGCGGGACAAGGAGAGCGAUGGAGAUGUCGCCGCCGCCGCCGCUCAACGCCCACAUCUUGCAGAGUCCAGGCCGCCAGGUGUCCGGCGCCGGCGACGAGGCGGAGGAUGAGCGGUGUCUGCACAAGGCCCGGGCCGAGCUAGAGGAUGUCCGGCGCCAGUGGCUCAGUGUCCAGCGGGAGACCCACACCGUGCGGGCACUGCAGAAGGGAUUGGAGCAGUCCCUGCAGGCAUCGGUGCGGAGACACGAGCUGCAACGCAGGAGCCUGGCCAAGAUGGUGGGACAACUGGAGCACGAGUUGAAGGAGGUCAGGGGAGACAUUGAACACCAGGUGUGGCAAAACCAACUGUUGGUCAACACCAAAGUGCGAUUGGAGGGAGAAAUCGGCAGGUACCGCAGCCUCAUGGACAAGGAGGAAGGAAGACUCUCCAGUGCAGCCGCUGUGGGCUCUGCAUCAUCGCUCAGCUCCUUCCGUCAGACGCAGGUGUGUCUCCCUUCAGUUCCUGCAGUGGAAGAUUAUCAUGAGCAGAGGGUUGAGAUGGUGACAACACAGGAGAUUCAUGGUCACAACUCGGUGGCCAAGACUUCAAAGGCUCGCGGCAAAAUUCAGACGGAGAGAGUGGACGAGGUGAUCAAGGAGUGGGAGUGUUCCUUCUUCAAAGACAACCCGCACCUCCGCAAGAAGUCGGCAUCGCUGCGCUUCGACCUGCACCUGGCAGCGACGGACGAGGGCAGCUGCAACGGCCAGCGGGCCGGCCUCCCCGACAUCGAGCUCCGGCUGGUGAUGAGGAAGUCCAGCAGCAUCCCGUCUCUCAAGUCCUAACACCAGCUGGCCACCCGAGCUCCCCUCCGCUCCGCUCCGCCCCGCCUGGCGUUGAUGUCCCGCUGCCAAAUGCAGGCCGCAGGCUCUCUCUAUAUGUAUCGCAUUUAUCCAUAACCAAAGGUGCAUGAAAA